This is a messenger RNA of Neurospora hispaniola, 1110 nucleotides long. RefSeq names its product peptidase S8/S53 domain-containing protein. The transcript is spliced from 6 exons. Gene Ontology annotation, molecular function: serine-type endopeptidase activity; tripeptidyl-peptidase activity. The coding region runs from base 1 to 1110 and encodes 369 amino acids. The record is from RefSeq and is a predicted model, not a curated record. Gene Ontology annotation, biological process: proteolysis. Lineage: Eukaryota; Fungi; Ascomycota; Sordariomycetes; Sordariales; Sordariaceae.
AUGCGAGCGACACUGGUGGCCGUUCUCUGCCACCUCUCUCUGGCCUUUGCACUGGCCGACGAACGGACAGUGCUAAGAGCGGCCAUCUCGCCAGCGACCCCGCACUGGAAGAGGAGUGCAAGACUUGCUAGUGACCAGGUUAUCCCCAUCGACCUGGCACUUGCUACGGCGUCGGAGCGGUACUCGUUGCCGGCACGUGUGGCCAGGUACAUCGACUAUGUCCUACCCGUUCCGGACCCGGACCCGGUCUCGUCGGCGCCCAAGUCUUGCAGUGCAGGACCCGCCGACGCCCAAGGCGGAAUAGGCGCACGCCAGAUGCGCGACGUCGACUGCCUGCAAUAUAUUGCGCCGCAGUGCCUCCGGCAGCUCGCGUGGCUGGCCGAAGACCUUGACAUGUUCUUCGGCGACUUCGCCCGGGACCUGUUGACCAACUUCAACCUCGAGCCCAACCUGGACUAUGAGUACACCAUGGCCAUGGCCAAGCCGAUCCCCGUGACCAACAUCCAGGUGGGCGACUUGGUGGUGCAGGGCAACCUCAACAUCAUGCUGGCCGCCUUCAAUGCGCACUACUGCCGCACCGGCCUGGACCCCGACUGCGGCACGCACGUCCCGCCGCGUGUCAUCGCCAUCAUGUACGCAUGGAACGAGGCCUGGUACUCGGACGCGUACGCCCGCCGCCACGAGGGGUCCUUUGCGUCCGUCUUCCCCGCCUCAUGUCCGUGGGUCACGUCGGUCGGCGGCACGCAAUUGCUGCCCGUCGUCUCCAACGGCAGGAGCACCACGACGGCUACUAGUGGCGUGCCGUCGCCGUCGUCGUUCCCAGGCGAGACGGCGCUCGACGACAACAAUACCGUGUCGUCCGGCGGCGGCUUCAGUUGCCUCUUCCCCGCACCGUGGUACCAGGGUAACCUGACGCGCGAGUACCUGGCCUCCGCGCCGGGCGCCGCCGAGCUAGCGCGACAGGGCUACUUCAACGGCUCGGGCAGGGGCCACCCGGACAUCUCGGCCAUGGCGCGGAGCUUUCUAGUCGCGCUGCAUGGCGGGUACCGCGCUGUGUCGGGUGCGGCGUCGGCGAGGCGUUCCCCGCCAGGCGGGCGUGGGAUGCUGUGA